This is a messenger RNA of Spodoptera littoralis (African cotton leafworm), 993 nucleotides long. The record is from the annotation of a GenBank genome assembly. NCBI's taxonomy places the organism in Eukaryota, Metazoa, Arthropoda, Insecta, Lepidoptera, Noctuidae.
AUGGGAGAAGUUAGUCAAAAAACUCUGCACAAAUAUGAACAAGAAAGUAAGAAAAUUGGCAAACAGAGCUUCAUGUAUGCAUGGGUGUUAGAUGAAACUGGAGAAGAAAGAGUAAGAGGCAUCACAAUGGAUGUUGGACGAGCUCAAUUUGAAACAAAAACAAAAAGAGUUAUAAUAUUAGAUGCACCAGGUCAUGCAGACUUCAUUCCCAAUAUGAUAACGGGUGCUGGCCAAGCAGAUGUUGCUUUAUUGGUGGUGGAUGCCACUCGGGGAGAAUUUGAGUCAGGCUUUGACUUGGGAGGUCAGACAAGGGAGCAUGCUCUACUAGUGCGGUCACUUGGAGUAAGUCAACUUGCUGUAGCUGUUAACAAAUUAGACACAUCCAAUUGGUCUCAAGAAAGAUUCAAUGAGAUCACAAAAAAACUAAAAGCAUUCUUGAAACAAGCUGGCUUCAAAGACUCUGAUGUCACAUAUGUGCCAUGUUCAGGAUUGACAGGGGAGAACUUAGUGAAGUCUCCGACAGAAGCUGAGUUACUGAAAUGGUACAAUGGACCUUGCCUUUUAGAUGUUAUUGAUAAAUUCAAUGUUCCUGAGAGACCUGUGUCAAAACCUUUGCGCUUAUCUAUAAAUGAUGUGUAUAAAGGCACUGGAUCUGGCUUCUGUGUUGCAGGCCGCAUAGAGAAUGGUGUAAUCAAUAAAGGAGACAAAGUUCUAGUGUGCCCCACUAAAGAAAUGGCUGAAGUUAGGAAUAUAAGCAUUAAUGAAAUGCCAAGCAAUGUUGCUUUUGCUGGCGACCAAGUCAGUGUGACACUGACUGGAGUAGACAUGCAGAAUGUUUCUGUGGGAUAUGUAUUAAGUGAUCCUAUCCAGCAAGUUCCUGUCACCACAAGGUUCGAAGCCAGAAUUGUAGUUUUUAAUGUCAAAGUACCUAUCACGAAAGGAUUCCGGUACUCAUUCAUCAUCAAUCACUGGUUGAGUCUGCAAACAUUGUGA